AUGGUGGAGAAACCAAUCGGAGGAGCCCUGGCAUUCAGCCAACUUGACGCCUGGACCGACAGCUCCCUCAAUCAUCGGGCAAGCGCUCAUGUAUUGGUGACCAAUGGCCUUGUCAUGGAGCACGACACUUUGCAGUGCCGGGUGAGCAGCACCAAACCUGAUAUGCUUGUUAUCUCAUUCACCAUGAGCCCUUCCUUCUCCCUUCCAGAAGCGAAGCUCUCGUACCUGCUCCCAAAGAUUCAAGAGGCUUAUGGUGAGGGGGUUGCUGCCGACCAGGAGGCCUGUUUGCGAAUCUUGAAAUCCUCGCCUCGUUACAUCUCGUGCUUGCAGAAUCUGGCGAGUCUUCGUGGCCAAACCGCUGAAGGUGAUCCCCUUACCGUCGAGUUUCGUAUGACAGCUCCCUUCCACAUUCACGAUGAUCUUGUGACACAGAAGGAAGACCCCAUCUUCUAUGGGUUCGAAGUUUCACAUGACAAUGGUGAAACCAACGUUUACUUUGAGCUGAAAGAGAAAGAAAAGGAGUUCAAGCCUGUUAUGAUCAAUGGAUUGCACCCAUCGUCUUCCAACCAAGCUGCUGGCAGGGCGAGGAAGGGCAUGUUUCAGAGUUUUGGGAUGUCAUCCAUUCCUGAAAGUGUGAGCUUUGUGUCGCCCUCAAAGGCUCACCGUAGUAGGCAGAGUGGUAGCCACGGACAUGAAGACGACAGCUCCACCACCCAGACUGAAGACCAGCAUGGUUCUGGUCGAAUGGAUGUUGACACCGCAUACAAUGCCGACGACGAUGAUUCGUGGGAUUCGCAGCUUGGUGAAGACAGCACGACAGGACCUGGUGAAUCGGAAGAGAUCACAAAGUUGCGACGGGAGCUUGAGGCUAUGCAGUCGAUCCUCUCAGGUAUUACUCAAGCCAAGUCGUUUGGCAGUGAUGAUGGUAGCAAGUCAGCAAAGCAUGCCGGCAAUCUCAAGAAGAUGAAGACCAAUGAUGGUUAUGCUUCAAGCAACUCCAUUGCUGGUGACAGCAAGGCUUCUCGUCGCAGCACUGUGACUCGAGGAACCAAAGCCCGAGAUGACAAACGUAAGAAAGCUGCCUCUGAUGCUAGUGAUGACACCAUUAGAAAGAAGGCUGACUAG
Molecule: messenger RNA, 1125 nt
Organism: Seminavis robusta
Lineage: Eukaryota; Bacillariophyta; Bacillariophyceae; Naviculales; Naviculaceae
Source: the annotation of a GenBank genome assembly